CCCUGGAGGAACAGGAAUUCGAAAAGAAGAUGGACGCGCUCAAGGCCAGUGUCGAGUCGAUGAAGGACAAAGGACGCGCUCAAGGCGCUGUCCGGGACGUCCUCCCCAGGCUCAGCCCCGCAGGGAGGCUACGGGCUUCCAUUGUUCAACAGCCUCGGGGAAGCCCUCGAUCUCAUCGCGGAGAAGAACCUGCAGGAGAAGGCCUUCAACCAGACGGUGCGACACCGUUUGGGCCGUGUCUUCGACAAGGUCGUCAAGGCUAGGAAUCGGGCGGCGGAGAUGAUCACGUCGAAAGCGAUCGCGAACCAGAUAUUGAAGACGGCCUCGA
Ectocarpus siliculosus is the source of this 328-nucleotide messenger RNA. The record is from the annotation of a GenBank genome assembly. Lineage: Eukaryota; Phaeophyceae; Ectocarpales; Ectocarpaceae.